UCAGUAGUCGUUCAUACUCGCAGUUAAUGUUACAAAAACGGUGUACUGCACCAGAAUAUAUUAAUAUUUUUAAUUAUAGGUAUUAAUUCAGAUUUUCUACACCUCUCAAUUAAAACUAACAAUAUCAUUACACAUUUUGUCUCGAUACAAAUACAUCGAAGUUGAGGUAGAGUAGGGAAGCAUCGACACAACCUGACGACGCCAUUACAUUACUCCUUUUACGGCAGGUUCGGUCAGGGCCGCAUCCAGUGAAAUUUCAGGGUGGUUUAUCGUUAUUUUAGAUUCUGACAAAAAUGGUUAAGUGUUCGAUAAAGUGUUGCGUUAGAGAUGCGAAAAAAGACAUUGGAGUGAGUUUCUUCAGGUUUCCGGCUGAACCGGCUAGGUGUGAUGAAUGGAUGAAAGCAGUGGGUCGGCCAGACCUUCUAGGGAUUGACACUGACAAGUUCCACCAGUCUAAAUACAGGGUGUGCGCUGUACAUUUUCAUCCCAACAGUUUUUCGUCCAUGCUGUUGAACCGAUUGAAGAAGGAGGCCAUACCAGUGAAAUUUCCUUUUGAAGCGAUACCUGGGCCUUAUUUUGAACUGGAUCCCGACGAUUUUCAAAAAAUGAUGCCAGAUUAUGAAAGUAAUGUGGAAAAUAAAGUAGACAGUGUAAAUAAGGACCAACCUGAUGAUAAAAGUGGUGAUGAGCACCAAAAAGAAUCUGAAAAUGAAGUCACAACAAAUUCUGAUGAACAAGAAGAAAUAGAAAAAGACCAAGAAAUGGAAUCGGAAGCUGGAAAAGAGAUUGAUUCAGAAAAACAUACUGAAAUGGAGAAAGGAGAACAUGUAGAAGCAGAAAAUAAUGAACGGAUUGAACCUGAAAAGACAGAAAAUAAAAUGGAAGAUCCAUUAAAAUCAAAUGAGCAGGUUGAUUCUGAAAAAUUGGUGGAAGAUGGUUCUUCACAGAAAACAUCAGAAGAUGGUAUUUCAAAGGAAACUUCAGGGGAUUGUGCAAAUAAUGAAGCAGAAAAUUCGCAAAGUAAAGAAACAGAAAAUGGCAUAGCUGUAGCAAAUACAGAAGAUAAUAGUGAAAAAAUGCAAAUAGAUGAAAAUGAAGAAGAUGAAGAUGAUGACUUCAACCCUCUUCUGCUUUGUCCUGAUAUUUCAAUGGAUGUGGAAGAAUCUCCAGUGCUGACUGGAUCAACAGAAACCUCACAAAUGACUGACACAGCAGAUUCUAAUUCUUUAUUUGCUCCCUUGUUCUCAACAUUUGUAGAUGAAAUGACUGGAGCUGAAAUUUCAUUCAAUUUGACAACAGAGGAACAGCAACUGAGAGGAAGACUCUAUGGGCCUAAUAAUCCAAUUCAGUUCACUAAAAUUCAUUGUACUGCGUGCAAUGUCCAUUUGGGUAGCGCUUUAGCAGGUCAGACCAAUCGUUUCGUUCACCCUCUUCUCAAAGUGCUGAUCUGCAAAGAGUGCUACCAUUUCUAUACCAGUGGAGAGUUUGAAAAAGACGAAGAUGGUAGUGAACUUUAUUGCAGAUGGUGCGGCCAAGGAGGACAAGUUCUGUGUUGUACAAUGUGCGAAUUUGUAUUUUGCAAGAAAUGUAUCAGGAUCAAUUUCGGCAGAAAAAAGUUGACCCAGGUUAGGGACAGCGAUGACUGGAAAUGUUUCAGAUGCGACAUGUCCCAGCUCAAGGCUCUGAGGGCCAUGUGCGUAGAAUUCUUCGAAUAUAUACGCCGGGAGACAGCUCGAGCUGCCAGUUAUACGGAUACCGAUAUCGUGAAUAAAGACCAUACCAACUGUUGUCAGGGGCAAAACAAAAAACGCUCCUUGGAAUCGGACAAGGAGACUGAGAAAGAAGUGGUUAGGCGACCGAAAAGAAGAAGGAACGAAGAGGAGGAUCCCGACUAUAACCCUUACGUGAAGGAAGACGAUGACGUUGCUUCUUCGUCUCUCCCGAGCACGUCAGGUGUGAAAGCCGCCGCGAAUGUCUCAAAACCCAUCUUAAUCCAUGGUGAUGCUGCGAAAAUUCAGAAUGAGAUGAAAUUUUCCAAUCAGAGUCCACCACCCACAGUUCGUAUCGGAAAUACCGUUUUGAAUGUUAAGGGCUUGGGAACACUGUCACCAGUCAAUAUGCCUCCUCUGGUAUCCAGAAAUACAGCGAUCCGAACGCCUGUACAACAAACCUACAUAAAACCCAAACCUGCGUUCACACCCAGGUCGUCUCAUCCACAAACUCCAAAUCCGAGGCCAGCCGUUACACCAAAUGUACAUAUCAGGACGCCUGUCAAACCACCCCUCAUGAAACACGAAUGGUUCGAGAAGACUGUUCGUGCAGCGGCAAGGGUCAACUCGAAUUUGUCCUACACUCUAACCCAGCUGAACAAGGCGCAAUCGAGCGCCAGCAGCGUCGAGCAGCUCGCAGUGGUCCACAACAAACUACAAGAGAUCUUGAGCAGUUCCAUCAACUCGCUGAUACAGAUCAGGAAAAAUUUGAGGACCGAGUUCAUUGCCGGCAUCAAAACCAUCAGAUUUCCACCAAAACAAGCAGUGGAUCCCAAUGAUGAUGAUGUUAUUAUUGUAAAUACCGAAACAUCAACUUCUAAUUCUACCCAGAACAACAAAAUGUCGAUGCCAGCGCCCUCUCAAAAUACCGCCAAGAGGUUGAUGAAACAAAAAUCUACAGUCAACAGUAGCACUCCUACAACAACUGCCAACAACACACCGAGUAAAGGGUACUUGAAAGUAAGAAGCUUUUCUCAACUCCAGUCUGUUUCUUCCGAAUGCAUUACAAUACCAGAUGAUGAUCCUCCUCCGAACCCAGAACCUAUAGUUGUUGAGGUUAGCGAGGAUGUGCUUCAGGAAAGUGCAAGAAAAGACAACAACGACAAGGAGGCAGUUAAAGAAACAGAGAAAAAAACUGACGAGAAAGAUAAGAAUGAAGCAAGACAAGAAAAAGAUAAGAGCAAAGACGUUGGAGAUAAGGACAAAGUCAAGAAAAAAAGUUCGAUAGAAACAUCACAAGAAGAAGGAAAUAAUACUAAAGAUGAAGAAAAUAAUACUAAAGAUAAAGAAAAUGAAGAUGAAUGUGUUCAAAAUGGAGAAAAAACAGACAAAGAUAAAACAGAGAAGGAAGAGAAUUCAAAGACUAACAAUUGUGAAAGUAAUGGUAAAGAAAAAGAUAGUAAUGAUUCGGAAAAGUGUAACGGUGAAGUGAAAGUGAAGACAGAACCCGAGGAACAUUGUUACAAUGUUAACGAUAAUCCUACCCCGAAAAUACGAAGAAUGCUUUCUGUGAAAGUAAAUCUUAAGAAAACGCCAGUUAUUGAAAAUUUGGUCAAAAAGGAACCAGUGGAAAACGGUGAUAAUUGAAGAUAUUGUGGAAAGACUUUGAGUUUCCUGAUUUUUAAAAUUGUGUAAUUAGUUGGAGAAUCCCUAUCGUUAUUAAUGAUGGAUUACAUUCCUUUAUGAAAUGUACAUAUUUAUUAUUGACUGCUGUAUGCAUAUUGCUUUAAAUAUAGGUGUUCAUAUUA
Molecule: messenger RNA, 3517 nt
Organism: Harmonia axyridis
Lineage: Eukaryota; Metazoa; Arthropoda; Insecta; Coleoptera; Coccinellidae
Exons: 13
Coding region: 294-3356 (1020 amino acids)
Source: RefSeq, a predicted model, not a curated record